Messenger RNA from Pelodiscus sinensis (Chinese soft-shelled turtle), 3761 nucleotides. Its product is annotated as endoplasmic reticulum aminopeptidase 2. Gene Ontology annotation, molecular function: peptide binding; zinc ion binding; metalloaminopeptidase activity. The record is from RefSeq and is a predicted model, not a curated record. NCBI's taxonomy places the organism in Eukaryota, Metazoa, Chordata, Testudines, Trionychidae. Gene Ontology annotation, biological process: proteolysis; peptide catabolic process. Gene Ontology annotation, cellular component: membrane; cytoplasm.
AGACAGUGGUAUACAGACGUUUCUGUGCAUUUGCUUCUUUUAAAAAAAAACUAAAGCUGUUUUUGCAGGAAAGGUACCGUGAUCAGACAGAAACAUUCCAAAAGGAUCAUGUGAGAAUUCAUUGGGAAACUACAUUACUGCCAGUACAUGAUGCAUUCCAAGCAAACAAUACUUUCAGGAUCUGGAAGUUUUAGCCAGAAGAAGCUACAGUUUUUUCUUUUGUUCUAAGAGGAUAAUCUUUGCAAUGACUAGUCUCUGUAGAAUAUGUUCAUUGGUAGUAGUGCUGCAGCUAUUACACAUUUAUUCUCUGGGAAUUUAUUCAUUUAAACAUCAGAUAGGUAAAGCCAAUGUGAAUUUCUCUACUAAUAGCAAGCCAUUUCCUUGGAACAAGCUGAGGCUUCCUGAUAUGGUAAUCCCAAUCCAAUAUGAUCUCUGUGUCCACCCUAAUCUUUCUUCUCUACAUUUUACUGGACUGGAGAGGAUAGAGAUCCUUGUGAGAAAGGACACUAGCUUUAUCAUCUUGCACAGCAAAAGCCUUGAAAUCACCAGUGCAGUUCUUCUGCCCAAAGAUGGUUUGGAGUCCAGGAAACCAGGAAAACAGCUUCAAGUUUUAGAGCAUCCUGCACAUGAGCAAAUUGCCCUGCAGGCUCCUGAAGUGUUAACAGCUGGUCAGCGAUACCUGAUUGUCAUAGAGUUUCAUGCACAACUGGCAGAUGGUUUUGAUGGAUUUUACAAAAGUACUUACAAAACUCGUGAUGGGGAAACAAGGAUAAUAGCCACUACAGAUUUUGAGCCUACCUCAGCACGAAUGGCUUUUCCAUGUUUUGAUGAACCAUCUUUCAAAGCCAAAUUUGCCAUCACAAUAAGGAGAGAGAAAAAACAUAUUGCAUUGUCCAACAUGCCAAAGAUUAAAACAAUUGAACUCAAAGGAGGUCUGUUGGAAGAUCAUUUUGAAGUCACUGUUAAAAUGAGCACUUACCUUGUAGCCUACAUAGUUUGUGAUUUUAAGUCUGUGCAGACUACAACAUCAUCAGGAAUCAAGGUAUCCAUCUACGCAUCACCUGACAAAUGGAAUCAAGCACAUUAUGCCUUAGAAGCGGCAGUGAAACUACUGGAAUUUUAUGAGAAGUACUUUAAUAUUAGCUUUCCCUUACCAAAACUGGAUCUUGUUGCUAUCCCUGAUUUCCAAUCAGGAGCUAUGGAAAAUUGGGGUCUCAUCACAUAUAGAGAAACUUCACUGCACGUGAUAGGCCAUGAGUUAGCACAUCAGUGGUUUGGUAAUCUGGUUACUAUGGAAUGGUGGAACGACAUUUGGCUAAAUGAAGGUUUUGCCAGAUUCAUGGAGUUGGUAUCUAUUAAUGCUACAUACUCAGAGCUGCAGAUUGAGGAUUACUUUCAGAAUGUAUGUUUUGGUGCAAUUGCAAGGGAUUCAUUACAUUCAUCUCAUCCAAUCUCCAACCCAGCAGAAACGCCUAUUCAAAUAAAGGAAAUGUUUGAUACUGUAUCCUAUGACAAGGGAGCUUGUAUUUUGAAGAUGCUCAAAGAUUUCCUAUCGGAGGAGGUGUUUCAAAAAGGAAUAAUUCACUACUUGAAGACAUACAGCUACACAAAUGCAAAGAAUGAUGACUUGUGGAACAGCAUGGCCAAUACAUGUUCUGAAAGUGAUUUCUCUUCUGGCAACUUUUGCUAUACAGCUUCUAGGCCCCUUGGCAACACAUUCGGCCAUAUGGGAAAACUUAUGGAGAUCAAAGAGAUGAUGAACACUUGGACGCUUCAGAAAGGGAUCCCACUGGUUCUUGUUAAAUGUGAAGGGAAGACCCUAAGAUUGCGACAGGAGCGCUUCCUUAAGGGUGUUUUUGAAGAAGACCCUGAAUGGGCUAAUUUGCAGUCAAGGUAUUUUUGGCAUAUCCCACUCACGUACAUCACCAGCAGCUCUGACACUGUUCACAGACACAUAUUAAAAACAAAGACAGACACUCUAGAACUGGAAGGAGAGGUCACCUGGAUUAAAUUCAAUGUGGACAUGAAUGGCUAUUACAUUGUGCACUAUGAAGGGAAUGGCUGGAACAACAUCAUUAAACUGUUAAAUCAGAACCACACCCUUUUCAGCCACAAAGACCGAGCGAACUUGAUCCACAAUGCAUUUCAACUGGUCAGUGCAGGAAGGUUAUUGCUGGACACAGCCCUUGAUCUGACGCAGUAUCUCCAACAUGAAUCCAGUAAUGUAGUACUUCUGCAAGGCCUGAGCUACCUGGAAAUGUUCUACCACAUGAUGGAGAGACAAAAUAUUUCUGAUGUCACACAAAACCUUAAGCAGUACAUCCUACAGCAUUUUAAGCCAGUGAUUGACAGGCAGACGUGGCGUGAUGAGGGCUCCGUCUCUGACAGAAUACUACGUUCUGAUCUCCUGAGGCUUGCCUGUGAGCUACAAUAUCCUCCCUGUAUCCAGAAGGCAAAUGAGCUUUUCAGCCAGUGGAUGGAAUCUGGUGGGACAUUAAACGUUACUACAGAUGUUCUAAAGACAGUCUACUCGGUUGGAGCACAGACAAUGGCAGGGUGGAAUUAUCUACUGAAGCAAUAUAGUCUGUCAAUGUCAGGAGCAGAAAAGAAUAAAAUUCUGUAUGCUUUGACAACCAGCAGGCAUUGUGAGAAACUGACAAAGUUACUUGAGCUGGGCAUGGAAGGUGAGGUUAUCAAGACUCAGGAUCUAGCAGCUCUAGUUCAUGCUAUUGCCAGAAAUCCAGAGGGACAAAGACUUGCUUGGAAUUUUGUGAGAGAAAACUGGGACAAACUCCUUAAAAAGUUUGAAUUAGCCUCUUUUUCUAUAAGAAUUAUUAUUACUGGCACUACAUCUCACUUUUCCUCCCAAGACAAGCUAGAAGAGGUGAAACACUUCUUUAGGACUUUGGAGGACCAAGGAUCACAGCUAAAAAUCACUGAAGUUGUGUUGGAAACCAUAACAAAAAAUAUUAGAUGGUUGAAAAGGAAUCUCAACAGUUUAAGGAACUGGCUGCUAAAUAAUGUUUAAGCCAUACUCCAAAGUAGAGAAGGAUUACAGUUUAAUUGUUCCUUUUCACUCCCCACUGUAGUAAUGUAGGUUUGAAUGCACUGUUUCCUCAGAAUCCAUAUUUGCACAGGAUAGCUAUUUUGAUAACCUCAAAGAUGUUACAGAAAGUUUUUUUUCUGAUCCAGAGCUGGCUAAGGAAAAAGGACCUAUUGUGAAGAAUGCCUAUGAACUGUUUCAAUAAUUUGUCACAAUGUAAUGGUGUAAAUAUCUAUCUGAUGAUGUAUUAAAUUUUAGUGUUGCAAAAACACAGCCAGUUGCCCCUGUUCUUAGAUAGAUACAUUUUUUGUUAUACACAAAGAAACAUUGUGGCUAUGUAGCCAGAUUUUCAGAAGCGGCCACUAGGUACCUCAGUUUGAGGGCUCAACGUGAGGCAUUAUGUAUCUCCUUUCCACUAGGUGCCUAAGGAUCCUGAGUCCACAAGAAAGUGCCUCCCCUCAUUCUCCUAAACUGCUCAUUUUCCAUCUAAGAAUCACACAGUGAGGUUUAUAGAACCUCUUCCCAAGCAUGGGGUACUAAAGAUUAUGAAAUUUCUCUGUUCUUUGCAGCAGAACUAGUUGGUGGGAGUGGCUGUUCCUACUCCAGCACAGUUGGUAGGCUUCUAAUGCCACCCAUGAUUUUGUGCUAUCAUUUAGUAGUUGUUUGAGUUUAUUAUUAAAUUGUGAGCCUGUUGGAUAUAUACUUUGCUUUUAUGUUU